GGCAAGUCCUUUCUGUGAGGGCACAGCUGCUGUUGCAUCUGAAGAUCUGCACAGAGGAGUCCUGUGUCUCCUGCUCUACUCUCUACACAGCUCAAGGAUCUGAAACCUGCAGCCAUGAGAACACUUGCUCUGCUCAUUGCCCUUCUCCUGCUGGCCUUUGAGACCCAGGCAGAUCCUUUCCGAGGAACCAUUAAGAAACUUCUAGACCAGGAGCACCUGGAAGACAACAACCAGGAUAUGUCCAUAACAUUUGGAGGGGAUGAAAGCACUGCUCUUCAAUAUGCAGAUGUGAAGGCACGUGUGACCUGCUUUUGCAAGAGACCAGUCUGUGAUUCGGGAGAAACCCAAAUUGGGUACUGCAGGCUCGGAAACACCUUCUACCGACUCUGCUGCCGCCAAUGAUCACUAAGAACAAGAAGGAUAGGUUUGCAUUGUGAGUUGAGAGUCUGAAGAAUACUAUUUGUCCUGUGCUGGGCCCUUGACUUUCUUUCUCUUUUGUAUCUAAAUAAAGUCCUUGCAGCAA
Messenger RNA from Mesocricetus auratus (golden hamster), 523 nucleotides. Its product is annotated as neutrophil antibiotic peptide NP-1-like. The record is from RefSeq and is a predicted model, not a curated record. Gene Ontology annotation, biological process: antimicrobial humoral immune response mediated by antimicrobial peptide; defense response to Gram-positive bacterium; antibacterial humoral response. The coding region runs from base 115 to 402 and encodes 95 amino acids. The transcript is spliced from 3 exons. Lineage: Eukaryota; Metazoa; Chordata; Mammalia; Rodentia; Cricetidae. Gene Ontology annotation, cellular component: extracellular region; extracellular matrix.